AUGGUUUUUUAAUAUUUGAAGCCAAAACAAAGGAAUUUUUUUUUCAUAACAGGUAGCCUUUAAUUAUAAGAAGGAACAAUUGAUAUGAAUUAAUGGUUACAUGAUUAUCUGGUUAUCUCUUCUCUUUUCUCAUUCAUAUUUUCUUUAAUAUUUUAUUUAAAAACGGAUAGAUAAAAGAUGAAUAAAGUCAUCUUAACACUAAUGAUAAUUGCAAUAACCUAUGCAACUUAAUCAGAGAUGAAAUCCCAGCAUUUUAAAACUCGAGAGAGUAGUAUUUGAUUAGUAUUUAUUUCAAGGCUUGAGCUUUUAAGAUGCCAAUGAUAUAAAUACAAAUAAAUUCACCUGCUAAAUGGGUUUUGACUUUUAUGAUUACACCAUCAUAGAGUUAUCUAAAUGGGCUGAUAUUAUUGAGCAUAGAGAUUAAUUAUAAAGGGAUUUAACAAUCAUUGAUUAAAUCAGUAGAUUGGUUGACAAGGCAAAACACAUAGACGAUAACUAAUAAUAAAGUAUGUAUGUUAAAAAUUUAGGAAUGUUCUUGCAAAUAACUGGAAGCCUAUAAAAUUCUUUAUUAGAUAUGACUAUUGCUUAAUUAAAUCAUUAAUGGGCUAGAGGAAAUCUAGAUUAAUGCAUAGAAUAUAUGAGAUAAUUCUAAAAUACUGUAGGGCAUACAGAGCGAGUUACUAUGGCAAAUAGAAUUAUGGAUUAUUUAGAAAACAUGAAAUAUUAAAUAAAUAGAAAUUUAAACGAAUGCGCUUAAUAUAGAUAAUCGACAAGAUUGCGUCAAAAAAUAAGGGAUUUGUAGAUGAGAAAAAGAGAAUGUCAAGAGAAUUAUAGCAGAAAUAAUCGAAGAGAUAUUAGUAAUUAAUAUCCAUACAAUAAAAAAAAGAAUUAUGAAUAUGAAUAAGAAUAAGAAUAUGGCUAGUAUCGUUCUAAUUAAGGUUCAUCUGUUACUUAAUAAGACAUCACUUAAAUUAAACCCAAUAGGCAUUAACCUUAUAACAGAUAACCAAUUUUUUAUAAUGAUGACAAUGUUUGCCCUUAGGGAGAAGAGGAUGAUUCACCAAAAAAUUUAACAGAGGAGUAGAAUGAAGAAAGAGUGGAAAAAGUGGAGGAAGAAGAACCUAAAGUCGAAUCACCAGAAGAGCAAGAGAUUGAGAUAGAACCUAGUCCGGAUAGUAAUUAAAUUAAAGAAGAAGAGGAGGAAUAAAAAUUAGAAAAUGAUUCAAAUUUAGAUGACAAAAAGCCAAGAGAAAUAAUAAUAGAAAGAGAAUUUGGCCCAGAUUCGGAACAUUAAAAUAAUUAUGACGAGCCAGAGGAAUGCACAGCUGAUGAAUAAACCGAUUUAGCAUCGGACCCUACAAACAAUAGUAACUCUGAGUAAUCAUAAUAAUAAGAGGAUGAGAAUGAAUAGGAGAUUGAUUAAGAAUAAAAUGCAAUAGAAGAAGACUAAGAAUAAGAUAAAGAAUAGGACAAAGAAUAAGAUAAUGAAUAGGAAAAAGAAGAAGACAAAGAAUAAGAUAAAGAAUAAGACAAAGAAUAAGAUAAUGAAUAGGACAAAGAAUAAGAAAAAGAAGAAGACAAAGAAUAAGACAAAGAGUAGGACAAAGAAUAAGAUAUUGAAUAGGACAAAGAAUAAGACAAAGAAUAGGAAAAAGAAUAAGAUAAAGAAUAAGAUAAUGAUUAAGACAAAGAAUAAGAUAAUGAAUAGGAAAAAGAAUAAGAUUUAGAAUAGGACAAUGAAUAAGACAAAGAAUAGGAAAAAGAAAAUGACAAUGAAUAAGAUAGCGAUUAGGAAAAAGAAUAAGAAAAAGAGAAGGCUAAAGAGAAAGAAAAGGAAAAAUAAAAAAGCGGACCAUUAGAGAUUCCUCCAGAUGAUGAUGAAGAACCUGUUGAAGGGGAAUUAGUUAAAACAGAAGGUAUUGGGGCUUCAUCUGAUGGUAGAAUAGGAAAUUAAUAGACAUAAUAANUAUUAUGGUUUUUUAAUAUUUGAAGCCAAAACAAAGGAAUUUUUUUUUCAUAACAGGUAGCCUUUAAUUAUAAGAAGGAACAAUUGAUAUGAAUUAAUGGUUACAUGAUUAUCUGGUUAUCUCUUCUCUUUUCUCAUUCAUAUUUUCUUUAAUAUUUUAUUUAAAAACGGAUAGAUAAAAGAUGAAUAAAGUCAUCUUAACACUAAUGAUAAUUGCAAUAACCUAUGCAACUUAAUCAGAGAUGAAAUCCCAGCAUUUUAAAACUCGAGAGAGUAGUAUUUGAUUAGUAUUUAUUUCAAGGCUUGAGCUUUUAAGAUGCCAAUGAUAUAAAUACAAAUAAAUUCACCUGCUAAAUGGGUUUUGACUUUUAUGAUUACACCAUCAUAGAGUUAUCUAAAUGGGCUGAUAUUAUUGAGCAUAGAGAUUAAUUAUAAAGGGAUUUAACAAUCAUUGAUUAAAUCAGUAGAUUGGUUGACAAGGCAAAACACAUAGACGAUAACUAAUAAUAAAGUAUGUAUGUUAAAAAUUUAGGAAUGUUCUUGCAAAUAACUGGAAGCCUAUAAAAUUCUUUAUUAGAUAUGACUAUUGCUUAAUUAAAUCAUUAAUGGGCUAGAGGAAAUCUAGAUUAAUGCAUAGAAUAUAUGAGAUAAUUCUAAAAUACUGUAGGGCAUACAGAGCGAGUUACUAUGGCAAAUAGAAUUAUGGAUUAUUUAGAAAACAUGAAAUAUUAAAUAAAUAGAAAUUUAAACGAAUGCGCUUAAUAUAGAUAAUCGACAAGAUUGCGUCAAAAAAUAAGGGAUUUGUAGAUGAGAAAAAGAGAAUGUCAAGAGAAUUAUAGCAGAAAUAAUCGAAGAGAUAUUAGUAAUUAAUAUCCAUACAAUAAAAAAAAGAAUUAUGAAUAUGAAUAAGAAUAAGAAUAUGGCUAGUAUCGUUCUAAUUAAGGUUCAUCUGUUACUUAAUAAGACAUCACUUAAAUUAAACCCAAUAGGCAUUAACCUUAUAACAGAUAACCAAUUUUUUAUAAUGAUGACAAUGUUUGCCCUUAGGGAGAAGAGGAUGAUUCACCAAAAAAUUUAACAGAGGAGUAGAAUGAAGAAAGAGUGGAAAAAGUGGAGGAAGAAGAACCUAAAGUCGAAUCACCAGAAGAGCAAGAGAUUGAGAUAGAACCUAGUCCGGAUAGUAAUUAAAUUAAAGAAGAAGAGGAGGAAUAAAAAUUAGAAAAUGAUUCAAAUUUAGAUGACAAAAAGCCAAGAGAAAUAAUAAUAGAAAGAGAAUUUGGCCCAGAUUCGGAACAUUAAAAUAAUUAUGACGAGCCAGAGGAAUGCACAGCUGAUGAAUAAACCGAUUUAGCAUCGGACCCUACAAACAAUAGUAACUCUGAGUAAUCAUAAUAAUAAGAGGAUGAGAAUGAAUAGGAGAUUGAUUAAGAAUAAAAUGCAAUAGAAGAAGACUAAGAAUAAGAUAAAGAAUAGGACAAAGAAUAAGAUAAUGAAUAGGAAAAAGAAGAAGACAAAGAAUAAGAUAAAGAAUAAGACAAAGAAUAAGAUAAUGAAUAGGACAAAGAAUAAGAAAAAGAAGAAGACAAAGAAUAAGACAAAGAGUAGGACAAAGAAUAAGAUAUUGAAUAGGACAAAGAAUAAGACAAAGAAUAGGAAAAAGAAUAAGAUAAAGAAUAAGAUAAUGAUUAAGACAAAGAAUAAGAUAAUGAAUAGGAAAAAGAAUAAGAUUUAGAAUAGGACAAUGAAUAAGACAAAGAAUAGGAAAAAGAAAAUGACAAUGAAUAAGAUAGCGAUUAGGAAAAAGAAUAAGAAAAAGAGAAGGCUAAAGAGAAAGAAAAGGAAAAAUAAAAAAGCGGACCAUUAGAGAUUCCUCCAGAUGAUGAUGAAGAACCUGUUGAAGGGGAAUUAGUUAAAACAGAAGGUAUUGGGGCUUCAUCUGAUGGUAGAAUAGGAAAUUAAUAGACAUAAUAAAAUAAUUAAUUAGAUAAGGAAAAAGAUAAAGAAUAAGAUAAGCAGAAAUCGUAGGAUAGAACUUCUGAUAAGGAAUAAGAUAAGCAGAAAUCUUAGGAUAGAACUUCUGAUAAGGAAUAAGAUAAGCAGAAAUCUUAGGAUAGAACUUCUGAUAAGGAAUAAGAUAAGCAGAAAUCAUAGGAUAGAACUUCUGAUAAGGANAGAACAACUGGAGUAUCAGGAUCUUCAUCGGCUUCAUCUUAAAAAUCUAGCUCAUCAAGCUCAUCGAAUUCUUCGGGUUCAUCAAAUUCCUCAAGUUCUUCAGGUUCAUCAAGUUCCUCAAGCUCAUCAAGCUCAUCAAGUUCUUCAAGUUCAUCAAGUUCCUCAAGUUCUUCGAGUUCAUCAAAUGGUUCUUCAAUAAGUAGUAGUUAAUCUAAUAAGUCUACUGGAGGUAGUUCAUCAACUUCGACCCAAAAUAAAAAUUCUCAAUAAGAAUCAUCAUCAUCAGAUUAUAAACCUCCUAGAUACGGAGAUGAUGCAAGUGAAGAGGAUGUCUUUGAAUAAGUUGAAGUGGAAGAGCCAGAUGGAAACGGAGGAGUGAAAAAAGUAAAAAGAAUGGUUAGAAAAAGAGUCAAAAAGACCAAAAGAACAACUGGAGUAUCAGGAUCUUCAUCGGCUUCAUCUUAAAAAUCUAGCUCAUCAAGCUCAUCGAAUUCUUCGGGUUCAUCAAAUUCCUCAAGUUCUUCAGGUUCAUCAAGUUCCUCAAGCUCAUCAAGCUCAUCAAGUUCUUCAAGUUCAUCAAGUUCCUCAAGUUCUUCGAGUUCAUCAAAUGGUUCUUCAAUAAGUAGUAGUUAAUCUAAUAAGUCUACUGGAGGUAGUUCAUCAACUUCGACCCAAAAUAAAAAUUCUCAAUAAGAAUCAUCAUCAUCAGAUUAUAAACCUCCUAGAUACGGAGAUGAUGCAAGUGAAGAGGAUGUCUUUGAAUAAGUUGAAGUGGAAGAGCCAGAUGGAAACGGAGGAGUGAAAAAAGUAAAAAGAAUGGUUAGAAAAAGAGUCAAAAAGACCAAAAGAACAACUGGAGUAUCAGGAUCUUCAUCGGCUUCAUCUUAAAAAUCUAGCUCAUCAAGCUCAUCGAAUUCUUCGGGUUCAUCAAAUUCCUCAAGUUCUUCAGGUUCAUCAAGUUCCUCAAGCUCAUCAAGCUCAUCAAGUUCUUCAAGUUCAUCAAGUUCCUCAAGUUCUUCGAGUUCAUCAAAUGGUUCUUCAAUAAGUAGUAGUUAAUCUAAUAAGUCUACUGGAGGUAGUUCAUCAACUUCGACCCAAAAUAAAAAUUCUCAAUAAGAAUCAUCAUCAUCAGAUUAUAAACCUCCUAGAUACGGAGAUGAUGCAAGUGAAGAGGAUGUCUUUGAAUAAGUUGAAGUGGAAGAGCCAGAUGGAAACGGAGGAGUGAAAAAAGUAAAAAGAAUGGUUAGAAAAAGAGUCAAAAAGACCAAAAGAACAACUGGAGUAUCAGGAUCUUCAUCGGCUUCAUCUUAAAAAUCUAGCUCAUCAAGCUCAUCGAAUUCUUCGGGUUCAUCAAAUUCCUCAAGUUCUUCAGGUUCAUCAAGUUCCUCAAGCUCAUCAAGCUCAUCAAGUUCUUCAAGUUCAUCAAGUUCCUCAAGUUCUUCGAGUUCAUCAAAUGGUUCUUCAAUAAGUAGUAGUUAAUCUAAUAAGUCUACUGGAGGUAGUUCAUCAACUUCGACCCAAAAUAAAAAUUCUCAAUAAGAAUCAUCAUCAUCAGAUUAUAAACCUCCUAGAUACGGAGAUGAUGCAAGUGAAGAGGAUGUCUUUGAAUAAGUUGAAGUGGAAGAGCCAGAUGGAAACGGAGGAGUGAAAAAAGUAAAAAGAAUGGUUAGAAAAAGAGUCAAAAAGACCAAAAGAACAACUGGAGUAUCAGGAUCUUCAUCGGCUUCAUCUUAAAAAUCUAGCUCAUCAAGCUCAUCGAAUUCUUCGGGUUCAUCAAAUUCCUCAAGUUCUUCAGGUUCAUCAAGUUCCUCAAGCUCAUCAAGCUCAUCAAGUUCUUCAAGUUCAUCAAGUUCCUCAAGUUCUUCGAGUUCAUCAAAUGGUUCUUCAAUAAGUAGUAGUUAAUCUAAUAAGUCUACUGGAGGUAGUUCAUCAACUUCGACCCAAAAUAAAAAUUCUCAAUAAGAAUCAUCAUCAUCAGAUUAUAAACCUCCUAGAUACGGAGAUGAUGCAAGUGAAGAGGAUGUCUUUGAAUAAGUUGAAGUGGAAGAGCCAGAUGGAAACGGAGGAGUGAAAAAAGUAAAAAGAAUGGUUAGAAAAAGAGUCAAAAAGACCAAAAGAACAACUGGAGUAUCAGGAUCUUCAUCGGCUUCAUCUUAAAAAUCUAGCUCAUCAAGCUCAUCGAAUUCUUCGGGUUCAUCAAAUUCCUCAAGUUCUUCAGGUUCAUCAAGUUCCUCAAGCUCAUCAAGCUCAUCAAGUUCUUCAAGUUCAUCAAGUUCCUCAAGUUCUUCGAGUUCAUCAAAUGGUUCUUCAAUAAGUAGUAGUUAAUCUAAUAAGUCUACUGGAGGUAGUUCAUCAACUUCGACCCAAAAUAAAAAUUCUCAAUAAGAAUCAUCAUCAUCAGAUUAUAAACCUCCUAGAUACGGAGAUGAUGCAAGUGAAGAGGAUGUCUUUGAAUAAGUUGAAGUGGAAGAGCCAGAUGGAAACGGAGGAGUGAAAAAAGUAAAAAGAAUGGUUAGAAAAAGAGUCAAAAAGACCAAAAGAACAACUGGAGUAUCAGGAUCUUCAUCGGCUUCAUCUUAAAAAUCUAGCUCAUCAAGCUCAUCGAAUUCUUCGGGUUCAUCAAAUUCCUCAAGUUCUUCAGGUUCAUCAAGUUCCUCAAGCUCAUCAAGCUCAUCAAGUUCUUCAAGUUCAUCAAGUUCCUCAAGUUCUUCGAGUUCAUCAAAUGGUUCUUCAAUAAGUAGUAGUUAAUCUAAUAAGUCUACUGGAGGUAGUUCAUCAACUUCGACCCAAAAUAAAAAUUCUCAAUAAGAAUCAUCAUCAUCAGAUUAUAAACCUCCUAGAUACGGAGAUGAUGCAAGUGAAGAGGAUGUCUUUGAAUAAGUUGAAGUGGAAGAGCCAGAUGGAAACGGAGGAGUGAAAAAAGUAAAAAGAAUGGUUAGAAAAAGAGUCAAAAAGACCAAAAGAACAACUGGAGUAUCAGGAUCUUCAUCGGCUUCAUCUUAAAAAUCUAGCUCAUCAAGCUCAUCGAAUUCUUCGGGUUCAUCAAAUUCCUCAAGUUCUUCAGGUUCAUCAAGUUCCUCAAGCUCAUCAAGCUCAUCAAGUUCUUCAAGUUCAUCAAGUUCCUCAAGUUCUUCGAGUUCAUCAAAUGGUUCUUCAAUAAGUAGUAGUUAAUCUAAUAAGUCUACUGGAGGUAGUUCAUCAACUUCGACCCAAAAUAAAAAUUCUCAAUAAGAAUCAUCAUCAUCAGAUUAUAAGCCUCCUAGAUACGGAGAUGAUGCAAGUGAAGAGGAUGUCUUUGAAUAAGUUGAAGUGGAAGAGCCAGAUGGAAACGGAGGAGUGAAAAAAGUAAAAAGAAUGGUUAGAAAAAGAGUCAAAAAGACCAAAAGAACAACCGGAGCAUCAGGAUCUUCAUCGGCUUCAUCUUAAAAAUCUAGCUCAUCAAGUUCUUCGAGUUCCUCUAGUUCUUCAGGUUCAUCAAGUUCUUCGAAAUCAUCAAGUUCAACAAGUGGGACGAAUUCUAACUCUAAUGACCAUACUUAAUCGUAAGUCAACCAAGAAUCUUCGAACAAAUCAAAAGUGAGUCAAUCAGUUGCAGAUAGAUUAACAUAAAAAUAUUCUGAAGCUGAAUCAAAAGAGCAAGUAUCAUCAUCCACUUCUGAUUCCAGAAAUAUUUAAAAUAGCAGCACAAAUAAAUAGUAAAUUGUAUCUGGAGGUUCAAGCAGCAGUUUAAAUACCAGUUCAGCUAAUAAAUCAAGCAGCAGUUCAAAUACCAGUUCAGCCAAUAAAUCAAGCAGCAGUUCAAGCAGUAGUUCAAGUAGCAGCUCUAGCAGUAGUUCAAGCAGUAGCUCUAGCAGUAAUUCAAGUAGUAGCUCUAGCAGUAGUUAAAAAUAAAGCUCAAGCAGCAAUGCAGGUAAUGCUAAGAGUUCUAGCAGUUCAAAUUCUAAUAAUUCCAGCUAAAAAUCUGCAUCUUCUUCCAGCAAAUAAUCCUCCUCAAAAGGCUCUUAAGGAUCAAGCAGCAAAUCAAACAAAAAAGUUGUGAAAACCGAGGAUGGAGAAGAAGUUUGGGAAGAAUUUUCAGUUGAGGAGGUAACAGAAUACACGAUAGACUCUGAAGGAAACAUGAAAGUUAUUUCGUAGACAAGUACAUAAAUUCCAAAAACAAAAACAUAUUACUUAAAUUCAAUAGGGGACUAAAAAAUAAGUCUUGAUAGUGAACAAAAUGAUGAAAAUAGUUUUUAAAACUCUUUAGAAAACUCUCAAAAUGGGUUUAAAUCUAGUAAUGAAACAUAGGAUCUAAACGAUUAAGGCGAUGAUUAUCUCUAUGAAAAAGACGGAGAUAAUUAAGAAGAGGAUUUAUAGGAAAAUGAAUAAAUGUUAGAAGAAGAUGGCCCUAAUAAUUUUUAAGAGUAGUAAAGUAAAAUAAUUGUAGAUCCAUAAUUAGAUGAAGAUUAAGACUAUAUUUAUUAUGAAAUAGAAGGAGAUUCAAUCAUUUAUUAUUAAUAUGAUCCUAUAAAGAAUGUUUACCAUAAGAUUAAUAUAGUUGAUCCGGAAUAAUAAAAAUCUCUUAUAAUAUAAGAUUCCUUAUUUGAUGAUGUAUUAGAUGAUGUGAUAGAUGAGAAUAAAGAUUAAAAAACAUUGCCAACAGAAGAAGCUAUUGAGUAAGAAAAAGUAAAUAAAUAAAAGCAAAAGGCUUAAGAAAAUGAAUAGAAUAAAGAGGCUCAAAGUGGCUUGCCAAAAGAAAAUUCUGAAAAUUAAGAAAAAGAUUCUUCAAAAGAAGUCUAAUUUAAAGAUAAUACAGAUUAGGCUAAAGUUAUAAAUAUCGAGGGAUAAGAAUAAAAAAAAUAAAAAGAAAAAUUGGUUUAGGAAGGGAAAUAAUUAUAGAAUUCAGAUGAUUAAACAGAAGAUAAGAUAGGAAACGGUGUUAAGGAUCUUAUUAAAGAAGAAAAAGUUAAAAUAGAUGGUAUAAGUUCUGAAAAAAAUCAAAUGGAAGUGAAGGAUGAGAAAGAAAAAUCUUUAAAAAUUUAAUCAUUGAAAGAGGAGUUCAAUCCUAAUGAACCCACUUAAUAUGAACCACCAAAACAUAAAGUUAAUGUUAGACCAAAAACAGAGAAGGUCAAUAUACCAGUAUCUACAAAAUAUGUGAAAUCUUCGUAUGAUGAUGAUGUUGCUGAAUAAUUUGAAUUUGCAGACAGAGAGCUACUUUAAGAUUCCGAUGAAUAUGGAUAUGGAUUUUGGGUGAGAUACACAUCAAAUUCUCCAAAAGUACAUGUAAGAAAACCAGAAACCUAUUACUUUUUAUCUCGACUAACCUCAAAUCAAGAAUACAAAGACUUGGCUUAUUAUGGAGAUAGAACUUUAGCUAUAUUUAUGAUAGAAAACUCCUUUGUUUUUUCCACCUAUGAUCAUUAAGAAAAGAAAAAAGUAAAAGACUAGGUUGUGGCCUUAAAUGAAGAUUUAGACAGCAUGUGGUACUUCAUCACAUUUUCAUACAGCACAGCUAAAAAAACAGCAGUAGGAUUUGUAAUUGGUUAUGGAGAUAAUAAUAAAAUUUUGAGGGCAGAAAUUUAAUGCAGACAUGUACCACCAUAAUACUUUAAAUUAUUGAUUGGUGGAAAACAUAUGACAUAUGAAGGAUUUAAUGGUCAAUUUGCAAAUAUCUUUUAUGAUAUUGAUGCUCCAGCCUUUGUAGACACAGAAGCCAAAAUAAAAGAAAUCAUAAAGUCCAUUUCAAAUGCACCUCAAUAAGUUACAAAUUUAAUUGAUUUAGAAGUUAUAUCAACUCCAAAAUUAUUUAAUGCUAAUACAGCAAGUGAUUCAGUCAUAUUGGAUCCAUAAGAGUCUUAAUUAAUAAUUGAAGAAUACAGCGUUGCAGCUUGGUUUAGAUGGAUUGAUGACUUAAAAGUGGAUACUGAGAAUACUUUCUAAAUAUUUAAUUUAAGAUCAAAUGAAAAAAAGUCGUAAGGAAAAGGAAUUUUAGGGGAUAGAUCAUUAGAAAUGCAUUAUAUUUAUGGAGGAGGAUCUAAAAGUUCUGUAUACUUUAAUACUUAUACGAUUGAAGGUAAUAAGGCAAAAGGAUCAAGUUAUUUAUCAAAAACAGCGUAAUCUCCUAAUUAUAUUUGGUAAUACGGCUACAUGGCUUAUGAUAAUGAUAAAAUGAAAGUUUAUGGAGCAUUAAUAAGACCAGGAAGAUCUGAUGAGAUUGCUUUCGACCCAAUUCAACAUAAAUUGAUAACAAAAUUAUACUUCACUCUAGGAGGAGACGAUUAUGUUUCACCAUUUAAUGGUAAAAUUGGGUAUGUAGGAGUGUACUUAGGACCUGGAGCAUACAGAUAAGCACUUAAUUUUGGUUAAUAAUUUUAAUAUGGAGAUGGUGCAAUGAACGUUUUUUAAUUAAUGAAACCAAUUCAAUAUAAAGAAGAUGCUUUAGACCCUAAUGUAGUAAGAGAUUGCGCCUAUGAUACCGAAAGCGCAUUGGUGGACAAGAUUCUGAUUCAUGAUGACUAGAAAUUAAGAAUAAAUGGCUAAAGUGAAUAUUCAUUUGGUAUGUGGACAAGAUGGUUGAGUACAAUGCCUAAGUAUUUGGUCUAAAGAGGAGCAGUUCAUAAUAUUGCUAGAUUAGGUACAGAGCCUUAUUUGAUUGAAUCAGUUGAUGGUAAAUUAAAAAGAGCAAAUAAUAGAGCAUAAACACCAAAGGACUAAACUUUGGCUGUAACCUUAAGCAAAGAAGCAUAUGAAUUUUAUACCUAUAAUGCGAAGGAUGAAAUAGAAUUUACAAAAUUAGAAGGCUGGUGGAAUUAUAUUUACUUUGGGUAUAAAAGAUUUGGAGAUAAGGGAACAGCGAGAGGAUAUGUUUAAUUUGGUGUAGAUGGAGAGAUAAAGGAGGUUUCUUUUGAUAUUUAUCAUGAUUAUAUUUUGGAAUAUGCUGAAUUUGUAGUUGGUAAGUCUUAGGCUCCUUUCUUUAAUGGUUAAAUGACGAAGAUACAAUGUUCAAUUGGGCCAGGAGCAUUUGUGCCAAGUGCUGAUAAUCUGAGACUAUAUACUUAAAAUACAUUACCUGAAAAAGCUUAAAUACAUCCAGUUUCAAGAUAAACUCAGUAAUUAAUUGGUGUUCCAGUCAAUGAGCCUUCCAAUUAAUUUUAAUUUGAUAAAUUUUAAGGAGCUUUAGAAUAUGCAAUUUCAGGUUGGGUGAAAUGGAGUGGUAUCCAGAAGUUUGGUAAAGUGUCACAUAUUAUCACGAUGGCAUAGAAGAGAAUAGCAGACUUGGAUGGAAAAAAUGAGGAAACUCUAAAGAUUCAGAGAUCUGAUUUAUCAUAUAUUUACUCAACGUAUAAUUGCAAAGGCGAAGAUUGUUCUAAAAUUUAAAUUAAAGAAUAAUAAUUUGGAGAGUAUUGGGAUUAAUGGACUUAUGUAUAUUUUGGUUAUUCAACUUCAUUGAAGAAAGCAUUUGGUUAUAUCAAGUAUAUAUUUAGUGAAGACAAAUUUUUGUUGGAUGAUAUUAAUCAUUUUUAUUUGGCCGUUUUCAGUGUAUUAAUAGGAAGUGAAUCGGUUAAAUUUUAAGGUUAAAUGAAAACAUGGGUAAUUAAUAUUGGAUAAGGAUCUUAUAGAGAAGGAGGAUUUGAGAGCGAUGAAAAUAUUAAGGUUCAUUUUGGAUUUAUAAGUGGAACUGAUCACAUUAAAUUAUAAUAAGCAGGAUAAGAGGCUCACCAUGAAGAAUAAGUUCUUGAAUGUUCAGCAAACGGCAAAGAAGUUCCUUUGCAUGUACAAUUUGAAUAAAGUGAUAAAUUAAAUCUUUAAGGAGUAAGUGAAUAUGGUUAUGGAUUUUGGGCUCGAUUUUAACAUUUUGCGAAUAAAGGCGUGUUAUACUAAUAGCCAUAAUGGAUGGGUAUGGCUAGAUUGACAAGUUAAAAAGAUUAUAAAGAUUUUGAUCAUCCAGGAGAUAGAGUGCUGUUGGUGUUGAUGGGCAAAAAUGUUUAUCACUUUUCAACUUACAAUGUACAACCAGCCUCAAAUAAUGUGAAUGGAAAUAUACCUUAUGCAAUAGAAUCAGAAAGUGAAUGGACAUACAUUUAUUUUAGUUAUAAGAGAAUUUCCUAGACAUUAGGACACGCAGUGGCCUUUACUUCUUUUGGAGAAAUCACACCUGGUAUCUAAAUGGAUGUAUUACAUAACUUACUUUAAAAUUAUUUGUAAUUAACAAUUGGACAUGCAGGUAAAUAUUAUCCAAACUUUAAUGGGCAAAUCACAACGGUAAGAUUCAAUUUAGGACCUGGAGCAUUUAUUGAAAAUACAGCAGGGAUUAUGGCUAGGAUAAAGAAUAAAGAUCCAAAACCAGAUAUUUUGUCAGUUCCUAAGAUCUAUGAAAUAUUUGUUGGUAAACAAGAUGCUACAAAGCUUAAAAUUGAUAAUCCUGUCAUUAUUGAGUAAGAAGCAAGAGAAUAUUCAGUUUAAUUAUGGUUCAGGUGGUUCAAGACCCCAGUUAAACCAAAUUAAGUGGUUUAUAGAUUAUCAGCUAAUAGAGCUGAAAAUGAUGCCUAGAAGAUUGGUGAUAAGGUAUUAAUGUUAUCUCAUAUUGGAACUGCUUUAUUUAGUACUUACACUCUGCAAGAUUAAAUUAUGAAUGUUCCUUUUGAAUGCAACAUACCAAGAUAAUCGCUUGAAAUUUGGACUUUUGCUUAUUUUUCUUAUUCAAAGAAGGAAAGAAAAGUAUAAUAUUAUUUGAAAGCUGAUGCUCAUGAAAAUAAAGGAUUGGAACCUAUACUACAUGCCGUAUCUUCUAAGUUUUGGUUGUAUGCAGGAAGAGAUGGUUAAUUGGAAAACUUUAAUAGUAGAGUGGCAUAAUUAACGUUGAAUUUUGGUGAGGGAUCUUUUCGUAAGGAAAACUUUUUAUAAUUGCCAGUAUAUUUGUUAUCUACAAAACUAUUUUCAUAAGAAAAGAAGAAUAAUUGGGAGAAUGCAGGAAAGAUAGUUUUUGGUUAACCUUAAACUGUUAAAUUUGUAGAUGAACCAGAUAAACCAAUUGAAUCAAUGUAGGAAUAUAGCAUAGGAUUUUGGUGCAGGUUUUUAUAAGCAUGGCCUGAAAGAUUGUAUAAGUUAUAAUAGGAAAUGUAAUUAGUUAGAUUAACCUCAAAUGAAUAGAUAGAGGUUGGUAAAGUAGCAAUGGGAGAUAGGAUAUUGGCUUCUCAUGUUAUUUAAGGUCAGUAUCAAUUUUCUACUUAUGAUUUGAAUGAUGAUGCACCUAAUGAACUAAGAACUAUACCAUAUUCUAAAUUAGAAGGAUAAUGGAAUUAUAUCUACAUGGGUUAUUAGAGAGUGAGCUAAUUAGCUUCAUAUUUUGUUUAUGAUGGAAAAGAGAUUCAGUAGGUUAAAAACUAAGAUUUAUUACACAAGCCUAUGGGAGACUUCGUUAUUUUACAUUUAGGAGGUGAACCAGAUAUCCCAGGAUUUUAAGGACUAAUGUGCAAGAUAUCAGUAAAUUUCGGAGUUGGAUCAUUCUUUGGUUUGGUAGAAGAUGUAAAGAAAACAAUUGAUAAUUCAUUUGCCCUUGAUUAAUAAUUGACUGUGGAAUUUAUUCAUAAGGAAAAGCAUGGUUAAUAAGAAUUAAUUGGCAAAUAGGAAACAGUUGCCGAUGAUGUCGGAGGAGCUGAAUUGAGAGGGGAUACUUGGUCAUAGGUUGGUGAAUAUUCAAUCAGUGGAUGGCUCAAAAUUGCUGAACUUAAAGGAUAAAAUGCCAACGAUUGUUAAAUCUUAUUUAGAGUUACUAAUAAUGAUAAGGAGCAUUUGAAUGACAAAAGAUUUUAAGGUGAUAGGACUCUUUAUGCCUCUAUUUGUGUGGAUUCCAUUAAGUUAUCCACUUACACCAUACACGGAUUGAAAGAUUGGAAUGAAGCCAAGUUCUUGGAAGAAAAGGUGGAUCUUGGUCAUAAUAAGAAGGCAUGGAUAUAUAUUUAUAUGGGAUACAAUGAAGAUAUAUCAGAGGUUCACGCAUUGCUACAUUUAUUCGAUCAAGACAAGCCCCUUAUUUUCAAAGGAGUUUAACAUUAUGUACCACAUUAUACAGGGAUCUAUGUAGCCAAAGAUCCAUUCACUAAAAGAUUCUAAGGUGAUCUAUAAAAGUGGGUAGCCUAAUAUGGUUCAGGUGCUUUCAUUAGUAUUUAAAAGAGAGGUUAUGAAGAUAUGUUGACAAAUUAUAGAGCUUUGGCAACUAACUAGAAAUAUAUGUGGUUUUCUAAAGAAGAAGGUGUAAUAGAAACAGAAAAAGCUAUAACAUAAGUCUUUACUACUGAAGUUGAAUCUGUUGAUGAAUAUUCUAUAGGUGUUUGGACCAGAUGGUUAAUUUCCUUCCCAACUACCCUUACUGAAAGAUAUGAAAGACAUAAUAUUUUCAGGUUCUCUUCUAAUAAAGAGGAUUAGGACAAAAGCGAAUUGGGGGACAGAGUAUUGGCGGUAUUUUUAACUCUUGGAAAUUAUGAAUUUAGCACUUAUGAUGUUCUCAAACCAUCUAAUGCAGUUGAUGCCAAACUACCAUAUAACGAAUUAGAAGGUGCUUGGACAUAUAUUUAUGCAACUUACAAAACAGGAUAAUUCUAUGGAAUGGUGUUGUUUAGAGAAUAGUAAAAAGCCUAACAUAUUGAAUUAUAAGUCCAACAUAAGGCUUUAACUGGCUAUUCCAAGUUUGUUUUAGGAGCUAAAGAGUUUGGAUUCAGAGGAUUUCAUGGAUGGUUAUUUGAUCCUAGAAUCUUCCUGGGUUAAGGAUCAUUCAUUAAUGAAGGUUAGAAAGUUGUUGACAUGGUACUCAAACUGCAUCGUAAAUUACCUGUCCAACCUCUUGAUGCUGAAGAUUUUAAGUGGCCUGUCUAAUUAAUAGACACGACUCUUGAAGAUGAAAUCAACAACAAAAAAGAUAAAUUUUCAUUUGUAUUUAAUGAUAAACCAGGUUUGGUUGAAUACUCAUAUGGAUUCUGGAUGCAAAAUGCUGUCCUAACACCUGAAUUAAAAGAUGAAUACAGAGGCCUUGUAAGAUUAUCAACAAAUAACGAAGGCUCUGAUGAAAGAUAUAUUGGUGAUAGAACUCUUGCUUUUUUUACAAAGACUGAUGAGAUAGUGGCUAGUACUUAUACAAUUAAAGAUCCUACUUUUGAACCAGUUACGCAUACAUUCAAACUCAUACCUUAUUAAUGGUCUUUUGUUUAUUUCGGUUAUAUUCCUGGAAGGGCAAGAGCCUAUAUUUUGGGAAUUAAGGGACCUGAAGAAUAAAUAUUGAAUGUAAAACAUGCCAUUCCAAAUGCUUUCUAUCUUAAUUUAAUUAAAGAUUAAUCCCAUCCUUUAUUUUUUGUAAAUAAUUUAUUUAAUUUUAGGGAAAAUUCUAUGGAUUUAAACUAUUAUUUGGAUAAGGCAGCUAUCUGGCCAAUCCUUAAGAAAUUAUAGAAAAAUGGCCUUAUGAUCCCAAAGCAUUGCCACCUCCUCCAAAAUAAGAUGAAAAAAUCCUGUCAUUAAAUUCAGCCAAAGUAGAUAGGGCAUAAAAUAAGGAUCAUGAAAAAUUUGAAGAAUGA
Messenger RNA from Paramecium octaurelia, 15687 nucleotides. NCBI's taxonomy places the organism in Eukaryota, Ciliophora, Oligohymenophorea, Peniculida, Parameciidae. The record is from the annotation of a GenBank genome assembly.